UGACCUGACGUAAAUAUACUCUCUACUAUUCCCCUCUCACACUUUCCUCUUUCAAACAACCAACAUUCUAUUCCUCUCUCUAGGGAUUCCCAAUCCCUAAACCAAACCCUCGCUCCCUGCCUCAACAUGCCCUGAAUUUCCAAUCCGAUCGCUGCUUUCCAGUCAAAACACUUCAUAUUCCUUUUGGUGUAAUUUCAGCUGGAUUUUCUCCUAGGAUUUCUAUGUCAUGGAAGAAAACUUAUCCACCAGCACUCUGAUUGACUCGACAGCCUCUAAGAUACAACAACUUCAGAAGGCAUUUGCAGAACUUGAAAGUCAUCGAGCUGUGACUCUCAACGUGAAAUGGAAGCAACUAGAAGAGCAUUUUCAUGGACUUCAGAAGUCUCUGAAGAGGCGUUUCACAGAACUGGAGGAACAAGAAAAAGACUUCGACAAUAAAAUAGUUGAAUCUAAAGAGAUGUUGGAGAAGCGCAAGACGGCAGUAAUGACAAAGGAGCAAGCUUCACUUCAGCGACUUCAAGAGAAGCGGGAUGCUGCUGUCUCAGCUAUUAUAACUGCUAUGGGAAAGUGUGAUACGCCUUUAUCUGUGGAUUCAGGUGCCUGUAAUAGUGAAAAUAAAAUGGAAGAGCCUGUUACAGAUGAAAAGAUACCAGCCACGCUUGUAAUUGAGGGUAACAUGAAUGUCAUGAAAAGGUCUGCUGGAUGUAUGAAUGUGGAGGUCAAGUCGUACCCGGAGUUAGUAAAAUUGUGCCAAGAGAUGAAUUCAGAAGGCCUACACAAAUUUAUAUCAGACAACCGCAAGAACCUUGCUGCUUUAAGGGAGGAAAUUCCCAUCGCACUUAAGGCUGCUGCUGACCCUGCCUCUCUUGUUCUGGACUCUCUGAAGGGUUUCUAUGGCACGGACAUGCCAAAUGUAGAUGCUAAAAAAGAUUCUAAUCUAUUGGGCCUUCGCCGCACUUGUAUCAUGCUGAUGGAGUGCCUAUGCAGUUUAUUCAUAAAUCUGGAUGCAAACACCAUCUCUGCUUUUAUCUCAGAAAAUGCUAAAGAAAGAGCAAAAUUGAUAGCUGAAGAUUGGCAACCGAAGUUGGAUGAUCUUGAUGCUGAUGCCAGCAACGGAAAUUCGUUAGAAGCACAUGCAUUCCUACAACUUCUGGCUACUUUUGGCAUUAAUUCACGUUUUGAUCAGGAGAGCUUAUCCAAGUUAAUACCCAUGGUUUCUCGCCGUCGUCAGACAGCUGAGUUAUGCCGUUUUCUCGGUUUGUCGGACAAAAUGCCAGGUGUGAUAGAUGUUCUGAUAAAGAAUGGAAGGCAUAUUGAUGCUGUAAAUUUGGCAUUUGCUUUUGAGCUCACUAAUCAGUUUCCACCCAUUUCACUACUGAAAUCAUACUUGUAUGAGGCCAGAAAAGCGCCGUCACCUGCCAAAUCUGGAAAUGUGUCCCCUGGUGCUUCUCGACAGGUUGAUGUCAACGAGAAAGAGCUGACUGCACUCAAAGCCGUGAUCAAGUGCAUUGAAGAUCACAAGCUCGAGGAGCAAUUUCCCAUAGAGCCACUCCAGAAGCAGCUCCUCGAGAUUGAGAAAGCUAAGGCGGACAAGAAACGUGCGACAGAAGUUGCCAAACCACAACCCAAAAGACCGCGUGCAAAUGGUGUUGGGCACGCACCCCGUGCUGCUAACGACAAGAACUUCCAUGGAAGGUAUCCACAAUACAUCUAUGAACGACCUUAUGCUUACACCGAGCACCAUGUUCCUUCGUUUAUGAGUGCUCCGACAUAUAACUUUUCUCCGAGCCAUGGAAGCUUCUUCCCGAGUCCCUACCAGUACCAAACUGCAUACCUGCACUAAUGACUAGAGAUCGAUGCUGAGACUGAUGAUCAAUCCGUUAACUACUAGUGUUAACCCGCUCCAAUUUCUUCAUGUAAUGUUGAACCUUUCAGCAACUUAGUAUUUGGGAAAAGAAGGGAUUAAAUAGCCUUAUUAAUUCCUAGACUGUUGUAAAAGCUAAUGUGAUGAUACUCUAAUUGUUGUACUGUUUCUAAUGUUUGUGAUGUUGUAUUAAUCUUCUUACGCA
Salvia hispanica is the source of this 2069-nucleotide messenger RNA. RefSeq names its product FRIGIDA-like protein 3. NCBI's taxonomy places the organism in Eukaryota, Viridiplantae, Streptophyta, Magnoliopsida, Lamiales, Lamiaceae. The record is from RefSeq and is a predicted model, not a curated record.